Penicillium nucicola is the source of this 1101-nucleotide messenger RNA. Its product is annotated as uracil-DNA glycosylase. Gene Ontology annotation, cellular component: mitochondrion; nucleus. Bases 1 to 1101 code for a protein of 366 amino acids. Gene Ontology annotation, molecular function: uracil DNA N-glycosylase activity. The transcript has 3 exons. The record is from RefSeq and is a predicted model, not a curated record. NCBI's taxonomy places the organism in Eukaryota, Fungi, Ascomycota, Eurotiomycetes, Eurotiales, Aspergillaceae. Gene Ontology annotation, biological process: base-excision repair, AP site formation via deaminated base removal; base-excision repair.
AUGGCUAGCCCUGGGCUCAAACGAAAAUCAGAACAUGUCUCGGCUCCAGACUCGAAGAAGCCCAAAGGCGGCAGCAUCACUGCUUUCUUCGGAGCGCCAAAACCCAAACUUCCAGGCAACCAAUCGAUCAAUGGGUCACCGGCUGUGAUCCAGCGACCAACCACUUUCAACAAGGACAAAUGGGUAGCAUCAUUGACAGCUGACCAAAAGGAGUUACUACAAUUGGAGAUCAAUACCCUGGAUGAAAGUUGGCUGGCUCAUCUGAAGGAUGAGAUAGUGACCACUGAUUUCCUUAACUUGAAGCGAUUCCUCAAGAAAGAAAAGGAUACCAAUGUCAAGGUCUUCCCGCCAGAAGAGGACAUCUACUCCUGGUCCCGACAUACACCUUUGCACAAUGUCAAGGUGGUCAUUGUUGGCCAAGAUCCAUAUCACAAUCAUAAUCAAGCCCAUGGCUUGUGCUUCUCCGUCCGCGCUCCUGUCCGCGCCCCACCAUCGCUUGUCAAUAUCUACAAGGGCAUCAAAGUCGACUACCCUGACUUCGAGGCGCCACCUGACAAAGGUGGACUUCUCAUACCUUGGGCCGAGCGUGGCGUUUUAAUGCUCAACACGUGCCUUACUGUUCGCGCCCAUCAGGCCAACAGUCAUUCUAAUAAGGGAUGGGAGAAGUUCACACAAAAAGUUAUUGAUCUUGUUGCUCGGGUUCGAACCAAUGGGGUGGUUUUCCUUGCUUGGGGCAGACCCGCUGGAAUGCGAGUCGCCAAGAUCAACAAAGAGAAGCACUGCAUCUUGCAAUCUGUGCAUCCUAGCCCGCUAAGUGCGCAUCAUGGCUUUUUCCAAAACGGACAUUUUAAGAAGUGCAAUGAUUGGCUUGCAUCGCGGUAUGGUGAAGACGAAACCAUUGACUGGAGCUUAGUACCAACCCCAAAGGUCGCCCCAGCCCCGACCUGUAUUUCAGACAAGGAGAACUCAGCUACAUCAGUCAACAAGACCGUGGUUGGGCCUCAGCCUGCCAAAGUUGAAGUCAAGGCUCAACCGGCUCAAGUUGAUGAAUUUGACGAUGACGAUGCUAUUGAGGCUAUGGUAGCAGCUGAAGCAGAGUGA